Messenger RNA from Schistocerca nitens (vagrant locust), 814 nucleotides. RefSeq names its product larval cuticle protein A3A-like. NCBI's taxonomy places the organism in Eukaryota, Metazoa, Arthropoda, Insecta, Orthoptera, Acrididae. The record is from RefSeq and is a predicted model, not a curated record. Bases 92 to 439 code for a protein of 115 amino acids. Gene Ontology annotation, cellular component: extracellular matrix. The transcript is spliced from 2 exons.
GCCGCUAUAAGAGCCGCCGCCCGCCGGCACACCACCAGAAGCGCUCAACCCUCUCACCUCAGCUCCGCCAGCGACCCUCAGGCCUCUCGUCAUGUCGAUCAAGGUGCAGGUAGUGCUGGCUCUGGCGGCGUGCGUGGCGGCUGCGGCUGGAGGGCUCUUGCCCGCAGCUCCACUCGUGGCCAAGGCGGCCGUCGUGGACACCCAGUUCGACCCUCUGCCGCAGUACAGCUUCGCCUACAACAUCCAGGACACGCUGACCGGCGACUCCAAGUCGCAACAGGAGAGCCGCAACGGCGACGUGGUGCAGGGCAGCUACAGCCUGGUCGAACCCGACGGCAACGUGCGCACCGUGCUCUACUCGGCGGACCCCGUCAACGGCUUCAACGCCGUCGUGCAGCGCGGCCCUCUCGUCCACAAGGCCGCCAUCGCGCACGUCUAGCGCACCUGCCCUUCGAUCGCCGUGGCUUCUGACUUGCUGGAAGUAGUCCAACUGCAGGAUAGAACACACUCCUACACCUUCCUCUACAUUUCCUUAUAAAAUGAGUACGACUUUACGUAAAAAGUAACCUUAGUCUCAAAUAAUAGCACUGUUUACGCAGCCAUUAACCUUGCGGAUAUUCCCCUACGACGUUCCAAAUUAUGAGAAAACAAAUUUCGUCAAUAUACUGUUAAAGGUGUACAUCAUUUUUUAUCGAAAUGCUCCGAACUGGGCUAGAUAUUAAAAGUUGAAAACAGUUCAGUUAACACGGUUACUUUGGUGUUUUAAAGGAACUCAGUCUUUGAGUCUUUUCGUAACAACUUUAUCGUGCGUUUA